UGUGCCUUGAGGAUGAGCUGAUAUCCUUUGCUCCACUACUUCAGAUCUGUCACGUCGCAUGGUAUCCAAGCGUCUAUAGGACCAUCUCCGGAAACCCUUGCCGACAGUAUGCGCUUUGCUCUACCACGCUUGUACCGUUGCUUGCUGUCAUCGUCGACCCUUAGAUCCAUAUGACUUCCUUCCGCUUCUGGUGGUAUAAAGGGCUAAUGAAAUCGUCCAACUGAACCCCAGGUUCUGGAUUCUUCGUCACUUACCAUGAAUUUCGUUUACCCUCUACCCUUUCCUGCGGUGGAUCCAUCCACCUCCCCGGAAGAUCUACCAAGCCACCAACUUUUCAAUGGAUCCGAGGACCAAAUUUUGCCAUCAUCUUUCUCGCGCCAUCCUCGUGUAUCAGAAAGAAGCAUCCAACCUCUCAGACACACUCCGACAUUUGUAGCGGUUUUAUCUCCUGGAUGCACAUCUGGAGGCGCAUAUCUGCAUACGGCGCAUUGUUCCGUGGACAUACCCUCGUCUAUGAAAGCCACGAUGUCUCCGCCUUCGUCGUGCGAUUACAUGGAUAUAUCGGACGAAAUGACUACUCAAAGCCCGCCGCUGACCGUGUUGGCUCCCUCAGGCUUACUCCCAAGUAAAGCCUACGAACAUCUCGAUCCCAACGGAAUGGAGGGAUCAUCCUCUACUCUGCCAAGGCACUGGCUGUUACCUCAGCCUGGUGUUCGACAUGACAAUGAAAGCGAUUGGCACAUGUGGCCAAUCGCCUUCUCGAGAAAUGACGGUCUCUCUCCUUACGCAGUAGCAGACUUAGUCGGGGACCUGCAUGAACCUCUGAACCUUCAAGGUGCUUCAGACACUCCGUUCGAAGAACUCGGUGACGCUACAUUGACUGUUCGGAUUAACUGGCCGGGCUACACGCCCUUUGAUAGGGAGAUACGCACCGAUGGGGGCACUAUCAGCCGCGAUGAACUACUCCUUUGCGUCGCAAGAAUUAUCGACCACUUCGCUCAGAAGGUCUUUGCCGAGAACACACCCCAAGUUCAGCCAGGCUACGAGGGAUGUCGCCUGCGGACGCAGGACUACCGGGCAGGCAUUUUUCAUGAGCGUUGUAUCAUUACUGGCCUUACACUGUACACCGAUGGGACAUGGCGCCCUGACAUUUUCGUGCCAUUCGAGUAG
Molecule: messenger RNA, 1170 nt
Organism: Coniophora puteana RWD-64-598 SS2
Lineage: Eukaryota; Fungi; Basidiomycota; Agaricomycetes; Boletales; Coniophoraceae
Exons: 3
Coding region: 256-1170 (304 amino acids)
Source: RefSeq, a predicted model, not a curated record